GCACAACUUUUUCCUACAAGCGUCGAGUUAUAUGCACGCCAUGUUAGUGAAAUUAGCUGGUUUUUACCUCAUGUGGAUAAACUAUUUAUUCACGCUGAUUAUACAUUGAGCCGUUCGUGUUAUUAAAUGAUUAGCGAAUCUGCUCAGCGCUGUUCAGAAGGUGAAGGCUGUUUGCUGCUUGGGGCGAGAAGCCUACAUAUUAUGCGCAGCCUCAGUCUGUGACCAAGCUACGCUGUGUGUUAUUUGAUUUUUGUCUCUAGACUAGAGCAUGAAGUAUGCAAAAACAUGCAACUAGUUAGCCUGUUUUAUAGCUAGUUAGUUUCCACAAAUAUAUAGUACGUUUCGAUACGUUCUUUUUCUGAGUUAAUAUUCACAAAAUGCACCCUGUCAUGGUGUGUAUUCCCUCGUUCCGAUCAGAGGACAAUGCGAUGGAGAAGGGAUACACGGUAUUUAAGAUUGACGUGUUGAUGAGCGGUCGCCAGCACACAGUGGAGAAACGCUACAGCCAGUUCCACACUCUGCACAAGAUGCUGAAGAAGCUCAUCAAGCCGCCUGAAAUUCCCUCCAAACAUGUCCGUAACUGGGUUCCCCGGGUCCUGGAGCAAAGGAGGCAGGGUCUGGAACUAUACCUGCAGACCAUAAUCGUGGAGAAUGAAGUUCUGCCAAAGGUGUUUCUGGAUUUUCUCAACAUCCGCCACUUUCCCUCCCUGCCAAAAACAGAGAGCUGUGGGUCAUUUGAAACUGAAUCUGAGGAAUCAAGUAAACUGUCCCAUCAGCCUGUGCUGCUGUACCUGAGGGACCCAUAUGUGCUUCCUGCUGCUGAUGAUGCCUGUCCAAAUGUGGUCAUAGAAGGUGUGAUUCAUGGAAUAUUCUGCCCAGACCUUCAACCAAGAUAGACUUCAACCAAUAUCUCAGAUAUGAAGACUGCCUCAGACAACUGGAUGAAAAGGAUGCAAGUACACUAUUCUCUGCAAAAAUGUACGUGUACACAUUCUCCCCAUUCAUAUGUAUGUGUGUAUGUAGGAAUAGGGGGAAAAAGUGCAUUUUUUAUGAAUACUGUUAAAAUAUGGACUCAGACUGAGACCAAACUUCAUCACAAACUACAAAGACCAGCUGACUUGUAUGUGUGCUAACGCGGACACUGGGCUGCAUGUAUAAGGGACGUUCCCGUUGUUAAAAGUAGGGGAGAAAGGGACAGAUGACGAGGCUCCUGUCGAAAUGACACUAGUAAUGACACAAAUAGAUGCAUGUAAUUCAAAGGGACAUUUCUGUUCAUUUUGUUUCUCAAAAACUAUAAUGCCGUUUGACACACUCUCCCUCCUAUACCUACCCCGAUUCCCCGGGCAUUACGAAAGCUUCUCAUUGGAGGAGAAUAUACUGUAACUACAGCACUCCUAUUAUAUUUUCAAUUUGUAGUGGCUAGCUAAGCCAUCAGAGAAUUACAAUUUAAUUAGUUAGCUAAUAAUUUAACCAGAACUGUGGACGGAUAAUGUAGGCAUUAAAUAAUUAUUAUUGUUAUAAUUCUGUGACCGCUUUGAUUGAAUUUAUACUAAAUGCAAAUGUUGCCAAUCACCAAUACAAAGGCUUCCCUCUGCCUCAUAUAUAAAUGAACGGCUGACUAGUUUGCUUUGCAAAUAACCGAUAGCUGCUACCUUUUGAAAUCCCAAAAAUACUGAUUCAACACUGAAUGAUAUCCCCUAAUUAUGUUGCAUAAUUUAUAUAAAAUAUACUUCAUGGCAUAUCAGUACUACAUCCUGUAUUAAUCAGAAGUAUGCAUUAUUGCGUUAUUAGUGAUCUUAUUCUGUUCACAUUAGAUCAUUUCCCAAUAUUACUGAUAGUGUUCCAGUUGGCAGAGCGCUCCUGCAUGGAGAUGGGACUGGAGUACGAUGUGAUUUGAGUGCAAUCUUUAAUAUCCUAACAUUACCAUGUGCUGUUCGGUAAAGAUUUUUGAAUUUGUCGGCUUUUUCAUUCCAGUUUAACUGUUAUAUGCACUUGUUUUACGAUUUCUUUUCCUCUUCUUUUUUGAAUAAUUGUAUUUUUCAUUGUCAUUACUGUAAUCUGAUGCUUUCAUUUCUGUACAUUAGACUGACAGAGUGAUUAAAGUAAUGUAAUGUGCUGCUGAACCAUGACUCAUUGUGCCAGAUAAUGGUUAACUAAAGCCCCUGUUUUGCCUGCCACCCAAACCCGUCUCAGUUUGAUACUUUAGCUUUUUAAAUGUUGCGUACUGGCCUUCGCAUAUGAUCAUGAAAGUAUAUAAGUUAAAACAUUGUGUUUUCACAGUUACCAUGCUUCAUUAAUACUAUGAAAAAUUAUAUUUUGCAGUUGCUUGUGAACUUUAACAAUGUAGUACAUUUUUAUGAACAUGAUAUUGCCAUUCUAAACCAGCGUUCAUUUACUAUGUAAAUGGUUUACAUAUUACAUAUGGUUGUAUAUUUAUUGUCAUUGACAAAAUAAUGGUUAGUCCCCAGAUCAGUAAACUUACCUUGGGACAGAGAUUCUGUAUUCAUUAAUGACAAAUCAGGGUGCAUCAGGGGCCCACUGUUGGACUGAAAAAAAUGCUUACUGUGGUAUAUCUAUGUUUCACUCUUCUGUUUCACUUCUUUAUUUUGUCUUUCAUAUUUGUUCCAUGUGGGUGUACUGUGUACCACAAAAGAGCUUCCCUAAAGAGAGAGAAAAAAAUGAGCCAGUCAGGAGAACUAGAGAAUAAAGCUUUUUUUUUUGUUUUUUUUUUUGUAUUUUGUCCAUAACUUCAGAUGGGGAAAAAAGCCAGGUAAUAUUGGAUUCAUAUGUAUAAUUUUUGAAUUGUACUUCCAGCCCUGAGAUAUUCUAUAGAGAGCAGCUUCUUUCAGGGAGUAUGGGCUGAUUGUUUUAUGCAGAUUCAGGGGCAGAAAGGUCUGCACAGAGCUGUUGUGAGAACACGGCUGGAAUAGACAGCAACAGGUCGUACAGGAAAGUCUACUAUCAAGCAGCCGUGAUGUAAGCAUGGUGCUGCAAUACAGUAGCCGUUAGCUGAAAAACAAGCAAAGAGCACUAAAUUACUAAGGGCUGUAGGCAAUCUUACAUGCCUUCCAUUUCAUACUGGCACCUCGCUAAGGCGCUUUGGAUUGGUUUUGAAGGUGCCAGUUAAGUAAUGUACUAUAAAUUAGUAUUCCACAAAGAAAUGUCUAUAGACAAGCUGUUAAUGGUAAAUUGGCCACAUUUAUUCAUGAGUGCUUAGAUUGUCCAUUUUAGAAAACACCUCCAAACAGUAGUCUUAAAUUGGCAAGUUUUUGGAUUGGAAAUCAAUUUAUUUAUUUUUUUUGUGAAUUGCGUUUAAUUUGUGAUUGGAUCUGUUGCAAAUUUUUUAGCUGUUGUUUUCCUGCAUAUAGUGGUGAUUUCUCAGCACUGUUGUUCACAUUACUUCUGCCAAGCCCAUUAUUUUCUGCACUCAUUUGCAUAAUAAAGGGAGGCGUAUUAUAUGGAAGUAGGAUACCGCUCUGCUCAAAAUGCUGACAGCCCCUUGGUGAGAGCUUUCAUUUUGAUCAUGUGCUAUGACAUCACCAGCCUGUUGUUCUGGGACUUGGGGCUGGUAAAAACUGCAGUGUGUGUUUUGACCUUUUGGUGUUUCAUGACCAACAUUAACAUAGUAAUUUAGUAGCCUAAUAAACAGGUAAUGGUUAUGUGGUCAUCAAAGUGAAUAAUAAUAAUGCACUACUACAUUAUAAUUGGCCACUUGUGCAGCUAAUUAUAUUUCAUUAUCUUUAGUGCUUGUGUUUCUAAAACUAUAGAACAACAUGAAUUCUAAAAAGUUUAAGUUAAUAAUAAACAUUAAUUCACGCUGCUGACAUUAAAAAAAAAAAAUUCUUGUUUGAAUACAAAUGUAUGUUUUAGUAUUCACUGUAACAGGAUCUAAUUAAAGUAUGACUACAAUA
Conger conger (European conger) is the source of this 3911-nucleotide messenger RNA. It is a transcript of the gene snx24, whose product is annotated as sorting nexin 24. NCBI's taxonomy places the organism in Eukaryota, Metazoa, Chordata, Actinopteri, Anguilliformes, Congridae. The transcript is spliced from 7 exons. The record is from RefSeq and is a predicted model, not a curated record. The coding region runs from base 378 to 896 and encodes 172 amino acids. Gene Ontology annotation, molecular function: phosphatidylinositol phosphate binding.